AUUGCUCCCACGCGGCUAUCCAGACAGGAACCUCGCCUCCGGACACCCUCACUCCUGGCGAGGGCGGGAAGCCGAGCUCUGUGAGGACUCUCGGCCGAGGUGGGCCGCGCGGCAGGGACCCCCGAGAGACGGACCGCGCGCCCGCCCGGAAAGACCAAAUCUCCCCAAACGCAGAGACACCGAAUGCCGUCGUCCUGGAAACCGACUCAGUGGAGGGGACCCGGACGCCCCUCGUGAGACGCCCCAACCCCCCUCAGCCGCGGCGGCCUGACCCUCCCCCCCCCCGGGACGCGGAGUGUCCUCCGCCCGGAAGACGCAGAUCGAGUCCUGAGGGACCCCGAGCCUCUCAGUCCGAGAGACGGCGGUCUGCCUGCCGGACACUGCGCCGGCGCCUCGUGCGGGCUUCUCCGGGCCCUUCCCCGGGAGAAGCGCGGUUCCUGGCAUUUCCUGGCGCCGCCACAGGCCCGCCAACGGGGUCCCUGAGACUCCUGGGUCGCGUCUGCGGAGCCCGCGCCGAGGCGCCACGUCUCAUGGGCCCACGACUCGGCUUUCCUGUGUCACCGCCGCAGACAGGCCACCGAAGCUCCAGGAGGGGACCACUGAGGACUCGAAUGAAGAACGGGCUCCGAGGCAGCAAGUCAAACCUUCUUGGGUGGCCUUCAGAAGGGAACACAGUAAACACCAGAAGAACACAGGAGAAAGGAGAUGGACAUGAAGAUGUACAGCCUACGAGAAAGAAAGGGCCAUGUGUACCAAGAGAUUGUGAGAAGUGUCAGAACUUCUUCAUUGACAGCUGUGCUGUGCAUGGGCCCCCUACAUUUGUAAAGGACAGUGCAGUGGACAAGGGGCAUCCCCACCGCUCAGCCCUCACCCUGCCCCCUGGAUUGAGAAUCGGGCCAUCGGGCAUCCCUGAGGCUGGGCUUGGAGUGUGGAAUGAGGCAGCUGACUUGCCAGUGGGUCUGCUCUUUGGCCCUUAUGAAGGACACAUCACAGAAGAUGGAGAGGCAGCCAAGAGCAGAUACUCCUGGCUGAUCGCCAAAGGGAGAAACUGCUAUGAGUAUGUGGAUGGGAAGGACAGAUCCUGGGCCAACUGGAUGAGGUAUGUGAACUGUGCCCGGGAUAAUGAAGAGCAGAACCUGGUGGCCUUUCAAUACCACAGGCAGAUUUUCUACCGAACCUGCCGGGUUGUCGUGCCGGGCUGUGAGCUGCUGGUCUGGUUCGGGGAUGAGUAUGGCCAGGAGCUGGGCAGCAAGUGGGGCAGCAAGUGGAAGAGAGAGCUGGCAGCUGGGAGAGAACCAAAGCCAGAGGUACACCCUUGUCCCUCCUGCUCUCUGGCCUUCUCCAGUCAGAAAUUCCUCAGUCAGCACUUGAAAGUCAAUCAUCCCUCUCAGAUUCUCCUGGGAACAUCUGCUAGAAAACACCUCCAAGCAGAGGACCCUGUCCAGAGGAUCAGAAUCAGCAGCAGCAACAUACUAGUACACACAGCUGGAAUGAUAAAGCUGAAGGUCAGGAAGUCAAAGAAAGGUCCAAACCUUUGCUUAAAAGGAUCAGUCAGAGGAGACUCUCAAGACCCUUUUCCCAACCUUCCAAAGAACAAAUGAAGAACUCCAGUGAGCAUGAGAGAAUGAUGGAGGAAGAGCCCUGUAGAGGCCAGGAAGAGAGUCCAGAGGGCACAGGCAAGUUAUUUGUGAAAGUAGGAAUGUCAAGAAUUGUAACAAUCGAGCACAGAAGGUGUUGGCAAGGCUUCAGUGAUGGGUCACAUCUCAUCACACACCAGAGCACACACUCAGGGGAGAAGACCUAUAUUUGCAGGGAGUUUGGGUGAGGCUUUACCUGGAAGUCAGUUCUCAUCAGACACAAGAGGACACACUUUGGGGAGAAGCCCUAUGUUUGCAGGGAGUGUGGGUGAGGCUUUACCUGGAAGUCAGUUCUCAUCAGACACAAGAGGACACUCAGGGGAGAAGCCCUAUGUUUGCAGGGAGUGUGGGCGAGGCUUUACACAGGAAGUCACAUCUCAUCACACACCAGAGGACACACUGGGGAGAAUCCCUAUAUUUGCAGGUGGAGUGAAUGAAUCAUUACCAUUAAAUUACAUGUCAGUAGCCCUAAGAAGUCUAUGGAACCUUACUCUCCCCAAGAUUGUAAUUAGUACAGAAGUAACUGGUUAAACAAACCCUGCAGUUUCAUGAC
This is a messenger RNA of Phyllostomus discolor (pale spear-nosed bat), 2190 nucleotides long. Its product is annotated as probable histone-lysine N-methyltransferase PRDM7. The transcript has 9 exons. The annotation marks the transcript as partial. NCBI's taxonomy places the organism in Eukaryota, Metazoa, Chordata, Mammalia, Chiroptera, Phyllostomidae. The record is from RefSeq and is a predicted model, not a curated record. Gene Ontology annotation, molecular function: protein binding; histone H3K36 methyltransferase activity; recombination hotspot binding. Gene Ontology annotation, biological process: positive regulation of reciprocal meiotic recombination. Gene Ontology annotation, cellular component: nucleus.